UCUGCGCCUGGUGAAAUCACUAGCUUCGAGCGCACACUAGCAAGUGCUAUUUAUUUAGCCUAUUUCACCAAGGCUGAGCGGGAAUUGCGACUUGGAGGUUUCUCGAAUCUAGUGGUGUCCUGUUUGGGAACCAUGGGCUCCCACUGCAAUGAGAAUGCCGUGCUGUUUCUUUCUAGUAUGCUCGUUCUUCUGGGACUUUUCGUUUGUAUGAGGCAACGGAAGCAGGUUUUGUUCUAUGGGAGAUAUAGGUUGGAGUCGUCCAGUGAUACUUGGGUCCAGGUCCCGGCUAAAGUGGCCUGGAUCAUUCAGGAGUUGCCUUCGUUUGCUGUACCUGCCUUGUUAAUUUAUCAGUCGGGCAGCCUGGAUACACUGGGGAGCAAACUCUUGCUGUUCUUGUUCUGUGGACACUACUUCCACAGGACGUGGAUUUAUGGAUACUUCACCAGAGGGGGAUCUGUUCAAAUCUCCUUUGUUUUGCGAAGUUUUUUAUUUUGCACUUGGAAUGGGUAUCUUCAAGGACACAACUUGAUCUACUGUACAAACUAUGAUGAUAGCUGGACAACGGACUUCAGAUUUUUGUUCGGGAUAUUGCUAUUCUUGAUGGGAAUGGCCGCCAAUAUUCAUAGCGAUAAUUUGUUGCGCAAAUUGAGGGAACCAGGAGAUUUGAGUUAUAAAAUUCCUCGAGGAGGAUUAUUUGAAUACAUUUCUGCAGCAAACUAUUUUGGUGAGAUUGUGGAGUGGUUUGGUUAUUCUCUAGCAACCUGGACAUACCCAGCUUUUGCCUUUGCUCUGUUCACAGCCCUCAAUUUGGGCUCCCGUGCUGUGCACCACCACAGGUUUUAUCAGCAGAAGUUUCAAGAGUAUCCAAAAUCUAGAAAAGCUUUAAUUCCUCUUCUGUUUUGAAAUAAUAGUACAAGCUUACCAAUUUUCCCUCUUAGUGUUGAGAUUUUGUGCUGCAAUGAUAAUGUACUUUGUAUACUUAAAAUCAUUGUUGUCACGCUAUUCUUUUGAAGAAAGUAGUGUUUAAAGUAAUGCAGAUUGCUUGUUAAUUUAACUCCAGUUUUAAAUAUUUAGCUGAGCUUUUCCUGUUUUGGGAAUCAAAUACUCAAUAAAAUUGUGACAGCUGUAUGAUUAUUCCUACUGAAUUCCAUUAUUUUUUGGUUCGAUUUGUGUUUGAAGGAACAAAGCUUGUAUUUGACUUCAUAAUUGAAUUAAAUUAAAGACUAAUUGAAUGAAA
Leucoraja erinaceus (little skate) is the source of this 1237-nucleotide messenger RNA. Its product is annotated as 3-oxo-5-alpha-steroid 4-dehydrogenase 2-like. The transcript is spliced from 5 exons. NCBI's taxonomy places the organism in Eukaryota, Metazoa, Chordata, Chondrichthyes, Rajiformes, Rajidae. Gene Ontology annotation, molecular function: 3-oxo-5-alpha-steroid 4-dehydrogenase activity. Gene Ontology annotation, cellular component: membrane. Gene Ontology annotation, biological process: steroid biosynthetic process. The coding region runs from base 133 to 903 and encodes 256 amino acids. The record is from RefSeq and is a predicted model, not a curated record.